Exophiala bonariae is the source of this 921-nucleotide messenger RNA. RefSeq lists its product as uncharacterized. The coding region runs from base 1 to 921 and encodes 306 amino acids. Gene Ontology annotation, molecular function: NADP binding; oxidoreductase activity, acting on the CH-OH group of donors, NAD or NADP as acceptor; NAD binding. The transcript is spliced from 2 exons. Lineage: Eukaryota; Fungi; Ascomycota; Eurotiomycetes; Chaetothyriales; Herpotrichiellaceae. The record is from RefSeq and is a predicted model, not a curated record.
AUGGCUCCUCAACUAGCAUGGUUGGGACUGGGAAACAUGGGUAGGGGCAUGUGUAAGAAUCUGGUGGAGAAAGGAAACCUAUCUCAGCCCCUUAUCAUCCACAAUCGAACAGUCAAGAGAGCAGAGGAGCUGUCGGCCAAGAUUGGGCACUCACAAGUAGCUUCAUCGAUUGGGGAUGCUGCCGCACGCGCCGACAUCAUUUUCUACUGCUUGGGUGAUGAUCCAGCGGUCCUGUCAACGCUGGACGAGAUUCUCAAGGUCAAUGUGGAAGGCAAAGUCAUCGUUGACUGCAGCACCGUUCAUCCAGACACGACAGCACAGGAAGCACGACUCGUCGAGGAGAAAGGGGCAAGCUUCGUUGCAUGUCCUGUCUUUGGCGCUCCAUCAAUGGCCGACGCUGGUCAAUUGAUAUGCGUCCUGUCAGGAAAAGCCGAUGCGGUCGACAAGGUGAAGCCGUACUGCAAAGGUGUCAUGGGCCGUGAGAACAUCGAUUUCUCCGGUCAGGAGCCACGUAAGGCCACGUUGUUGAAGGUCCUGGGCAACACCUUCAUCCUCAGCAUGAUCGAAACACUCUCAGAGGGCCAUGUCGCAGCCGAAAAGACAGGACUAGGUGUUCAAGAGCUUCACAAGUUCAUUGAGAUUAUGUUUCCCGGCCCAUACACCGCAUACUCGAACCGCAUGAUGUCUGGAGACUACUAUCAGCGAGAAGAGCCUUUGUUCGCCGUGGACCUCGCCCGAAAAGACGCACGCCAUGCCAUGGAUUUGGUAUCAAAGGCUGGUGGACACAUGAAGAACGUCGAACUGGCGGAUGGAUAUCUCAAAGUUGUGAAGGAGAAUCAAGGAGAGAAGGGUGAUAUCGCAGGGAUUUACGGUGCGAAGAGACUGGAGGCAGAUCUACCAUUUGGAAAUCAGCAAAAAUGA